UGCGUGCUCAAUAACGAGAUAGUGUACAUAGAAACGAAAGGUGAAAACGUGGUGAAACAACGUGUGAAAUGAUUAGGAUACGAGUUUAAAACGAAUAAUUAUUUCAUCAGAAUGACAACUAACGAGGAGUCCGUAGAUGACAGUCUCUUAGAGAGACUCGUUAAAAAUGAUGAAAAUAAAGUUGUGAAUUGUCGAAGUAGCGCAGAUAACAUCGAGGGGUACAAUUUACGACAUGGCACAGAUAGUUUUCCAAAUAUUAAUGAAAGACCGGUUGAUGAUAUUUCGAUCGAGUUCUUUUAUAAGCCGCACAGCAUUACACUGCUUCUCAUUUCGAUUGGUGCUGUAAUAUAUUCCGUAUUCACUAGGAAUACUACCAAUGUUGAGGAUAACAUUUGGGCUGGAAUACUUUGUAUCAUAUUUUUUUUUCUAAUAAUAUCAAUACUUACAUUUCCAAAUGGACCAUUUACAAGACCGCAUCCAGUUGUGUGGAGACUUGUAUUUGGCUGUAGUGUACUAUAUUUAAUGGGUCUAUUGUUUAUGCUGUUUCAAGAUUAUGAAACAGUUAGGAAGAUAUUUGUUUGGAUAGAUCCUGGUUUAGCAUCAUUUCACAUUGACAUGGACAAAGAAUAUGGUGUUAAUUGUUCAGAAAUUACAUUUGAAAAAAUAUGGAAUCAUUUAGAUGUUUUUGCAUUAGCCCAUUUCUUAGGAUGGACCUUUAAAGCAAUUCUUAUUCGCCAUCUUGGUAUUCUUUGGGCCAUUAGUAUUAUGUGGGAAGUAACAGAAAUAGCAUUUGCUCAUUUAUUACCAAAUUUUGUGGAAUGUUGGUGGGAUGCUUUUAUACUUGAUGUUAUUGUAUGUAAUGGUUUAGGCAUCUGGGUUGGAUUAAAAAUUUGUUCUCUCCUGGAGAUGAGAGAAUACAAAUGGGUAAGCAUCCUUGACAUUGAAAGCACUACUGGAAAAUUGAAGAGAGCAAUGCUGCAAUUUACUCCUGGUAGUUGGACUGCUGUUAGAUGGUUAGAUCCAACUUGUACAUAUAUGAGAUUUGUUGCUCUGUGUCAAUUGGUCAUAUUCUGGCAGGUUUCAGAGCUAAAUACUUUUUUCUUGAAACAUGUAUAUGAAUUUCCACCCUCUCAUCCAUUUGUUGUAACAAGAUUAAUAUUAGUUGGAGUAAUAGUUGCACCCUCAGUUAGGCAAUACUACAUGUAUGUAACAGAUCCAACAUGUAGUAGAGUAGGGACCCAGUGUUGGGUCUAUGGUGCAAUUAUGGUUACAGAAGCAUUGUUAUGUAUAAGACAUGGUGCUGCGUUAUUUGAACAUACACAAGCAUUAAAUAUCCUUUUGUGGCUAUUGUGCCAGUCUCUAGUCUCAGUUCUUUGCGUCUAUGGCUGUGUUCUAUGGCAUCGAUACUUUGAGACAGAAAAGAAAACUACUUCAAAACAAUGUAUCACUCAGCUAGAGUACAGUCAUCUGGAUGUAACCCUUAGCAGUGGGGACAUGGUUUACUCUACAAAAUCUGUGGAAAAGAAGCAAUUAUGAACAAAUCUACAGCAAGAAACGAUAGAUUUGGCAUAAAU
Molecule: messenger RNA, 1574 nt
Organism: Eufriesea mexicana
Lineage: Eukaryota; Metazoa; Arthropoda; Insecta; Hymenoptera; Apidae
Gene: l(3)77CDf
Product: phosphatidylserine synthase 1 homolog l(3)77CDf
Exons: 5
Coding region: 112-1536 (474 amino acids)
Biological process (GO): phosphatidylserine biosynthetic process
Molecular function (GO): L-serine-phosphatidylethanolamine phosphatidyltransferase activity
Source: RefSeq, a predicted model, not a curated record